Molecule: messenger RNA, 1601 nt
Organism: Daktulosphaira vitifoliae (grape phylloxera)
Lineage: Eukaryota; Metazoa; Arthropoda; Insecta; Hemiptera; Phylloxeridae
Product: BUB3-interacting and GLEBS motif-containing protein ZNF207-like
Exons: 10
Coding region: 311-1597 (428 amino acids)
Cellular component (GO): nucleus
Molecular function (GO): DNA binding
Source: RefSeq, a predicted model, not a curated record
GAUUGUGUAUGUGUGUGUUUAAUAAUUUUAUUGUGAGUUGUGACUUUUGUGCAAUUAUUUUUUUCUUACAUAACUAUAAGUCUACUAAUUAUGAAUUUAAGUUGUAUUUUAUAGUUAGACUAUUCAAAUGCGAUCCCUGGAUUGAAGAGCAUUGUCGAUUACGUUAUUCGAUCUCAUUGAUACCAUUAUUAUCACUGUAUAACUAAAUAUUUAUGUCGUAUAGAAAUGUAUAUUUAAUAAUUAAAAAGCAGUUGUAAAAUUAAAUAUCUUUGUGUUCUUAAAUUCUUAAGAAUAUUAGUGAUCUAGUAUUAUGGGACGCAAAAAGAAGAAGCAGUCCAAGCCAUGGUGCUGGUAUUGUAAUAGAGAAUUUGAUGAUGAGAAAAUCUUAAUACAACAUCAAAAAGCAAAACAUUUUAAGUGUCAUAUUUGUCAUAAGAAAUUGUAUACGGGACCAGGAUUAUCAAUUCAUUGUAUGCAGGUUCAUAAAGAAACAAUAGAUAAAGUACCAAAUGCAAUAUCACAACGGUCUAAUAUUGAAAUAGAAAUAUAUGGAAUGGAAGGUAUACCUGAGGAUGACAUGAAGGAACAUGAAAGACAAAAAUCUGGUGGUAAAGGUACACGAUCAGAUAGUGAUGAUGAUAGUGGUCCACCAACAAAGAAAAAACCUGAAUAUUCAAAUUCUGCUGGUCCAUCUGUAAUGCCUCCUUUUAAUCCUAUGAUGAAUCAUUUACAACCGAUGGCUCCACCUUAUAUGACACCAGGGAUGUCAAUGAUGGGUCCAUCAGUAUCUGCUGGACCUAUGCCUUCAAAUCAACCUGGUAGUAUAGCAAACAAACCUUUGUUUCCCAGUGCAGCUGCAAUUGUUAACAAUUCAUCAGAUAACCGAACAAGUAGUACUAUGCUAUCAGGCGGCCAAGUUGGAAGUUUAAAUAAAACUUCAUUUCCUGCUUAUUCAGGAAAUGAUAAUGACUCAAAAUCAAAAUUACUUAUUAGUUCUACUGGUUCAUCAAGUAAAAUUAUUCAUCCAGCAGAAGAUAUUUCUUUAGAAGAGCAUAAAGCUCGUUUCCCUAAAUAUGUCUCUCGUAUAGACAUUCAAUCUACUCUACCUAGCAGCAUUACAGAGCAACAUAAACUUGGUCCACCCCUUAUGUCUCCUCAUGGACAAGCAUCUCCUCAAACUCAGCAAUUGCAACAACAACAGCAUCAUCAGCAGCAUCAACAGCAGCAACAACAACAACAGCAACAACACCAUCAACAAGCUAUUCAAAAUGAGAUGGAAAGACAAGUUGCAGCUAUGGCAGCAGUUAUGCAGCAACAACAACAGCAACAACAAAGGUUUUCUGCGCCUGUUAUAUCAAUGCCAAAUAUGAUGCCUCAACCACCAACUGUAUUUAUGGCUCAACAAAUGCCUGCACUUUUACGACCUUCAUUGGGAGGUAUGCCACCUCAUCCUAUGAACAUGCUUAGACCUCAAAUGCCAAUACAUCCAGGACUGAUGGUAAAUCCUCCAAUGGUUAAUCCUUAUGCACCUGGUGGACCUAUGGGCUUUCCAGGAGCUCAAAUGUUAGCACCAAUGAUGCAUCCACGCUUCAGAUGAUCAG